Tetrahymena thermophila SB210 is the source of this 1017-nucleotide messenger RNA. RefSeq lists its product as hypothetical. Gene Ontology annotation, cellular component: nucleus; cytosol; perinuclear region of cytoplasm. Gene Ontology annotation, molecular function: small GTPase binding; GTPase activator activity. The record is from RefSeq and is a predicted model, not a curated record. Lineage: Eukaryota; Ciliophora; Oligohymenophorea; Hymenostomatida; Tetrahymenidae. Gene Ontology annotation, biological process: nucleocytoplasmic transport; activation of GTPase activity. The transcript is spliced from 9 exons.
AUGUUUCCUACUUCAAAAGAUUAUGAUGACAGCGAAACAUAAAGAACAUUUAAUUUUAGAAAUAAGAAAUUAGAAUAUAACUAAAUUGGUUGGAAUAGCUCAUUAUAAGAAUCAGAUUAUUCUAAAAUUUAAUAUUUGCAACUACUUUUUCAAGGAAAUAACAUAGGAACCUCAGGUGCUGAGUAGUUUGGAAAAGACUUAGAGAAAUUUCAAAAUUUGGAAUGUCUAGAUUUAAAUCUACCAUAAAAUAGUAUCAGGGAUUAAUCAUUUAUCGACUUAUGCACAAGCAUCUCUAAAAUAAAGAGUUUAAAAGAAGUAUAUUUAGCUUUUUGGUUAGGGCUUUAAUUUAUUUACAAAGCUUCUUAAUAAAUGAUUCUCUAUACAAAAAAAGGGAAAACAAUAUUACAGAAGUUGGAAUAAAAAAAUCAAUAGGAGAGAUUAUUUAAUCUGAAAAUUUAGUUGGAUUUAGUUUAUUCUUAGGGUAAAUUCAUUUAUUUUUUAUAAAUUAAUUUACUACUUCUAAAUAGAGGUAACGAAAUAAAAGAUGGAGGUUUGUAGAUUAUUGCUGAAAAUAUGAAGCAUCUUAAUAAAAAUAUUAAAAAUUUUUAACUAUCCUUAUGGAGGAAUGACCUUACUGAUAUUGGAUUUAGAUCAUUUUUAGAAAAUUUAAACAGCUUACCAAAUGUUAUACACCUUUAUCUUGAUUUCUUGUAUCACAAUAAUGUUACUGAUGAAACUGCAAUUUUGCUUGGAAAAUCACUUGCUAAUUUAAAACAUUUAAGAGCUUUACAGAUUAACAUUUAAGAAACAGGCAUAACAGAAGUAGGCUAAUAAGAAUUAGCUAAGUUAAUAUCUUAAAUUCGUCAGAUUGUGUGUCUAAGAUACACCUACACAGUACAUUAAAAACAUAAUUAAUAUAAUAGAACCACUAAGCAAACUUUGAAGCUUUUUAAGAAAAAAGCUAGUUGUUUAAUUUUUGUUUCAAUCAACUCAAUCUAGGAACUAGUUUUUUAUUGA